AAAGGGUCCAUCAGAAAGAGAGAGAGACAGAGACUAGGGGGGUGCGCACAGAGCUCCAUACGGAAGGGCAAAGGGGAAUUCCCUCUGAUGGAUGCUGCAGUGAUGAUGAGAAGCCUUUUCAUCCGCGCUGUUUAAUUACAGGGCCCGGGGCUGCUCUCUGAGCUCACCGCGCUCGUGCGUGCUCUUGAGAAACAGCCGCGCGCGUGAUUCUCACGAGGAGGGAAAAAAAAAACAAAAACAAGAAAACAACAAGGCAGAAGGAAGCGCUCGUGGGACCGGUCUCAGGGAAAACGUCCUGCGUGUCAUACCGACAGCCGGACAGGACCUUUGGCUGGUUUAAAGGGGAUUUAACCACCAGGAGCAGAGCAGGAGGAUGAGGAGCAACGCUGCUCCUCCGGUCUGAGAGCGCUGAAACUUUUUGGAGGAGAGGAGCGUCGCUCCGCAGAGACCAUGGGAAGCAGUCGCUAGACUCACUCCGGCUCGGACUCGUCAUGGCUGUGGACGCUGCCUCCAGUUUCAGUUUCUGCAGGCCCGCUGUGGAGUACAGGGCGCUGCCGGAGGACUUCAAACACCAGCUGAGUCGGCGGACAGGUGGGAACCUAACGUGGCACGACGGUCGCGGACAGAAAACGGCCGGGGGAAGAACCGUGAAGCUUCUGCAGCAGCCCGGCACAGAGGUUCUGCAGUACCGCUCCAGUGACAAUUACGGCAUAUAUCACACGAGUCCGACGCAGCCCAGCCUGAUCCGGCCCGUCGUUCUCUGGUCGCAGCAGGAUGUCUGUAAAUGGCUUAAGAAACACUGUCCACACAACUACCUGACCUACGUGGAGGCAUUCUCCCAGCACGCCAUCACAGGUCGUACAUUGUUGCGUCUAAAUGGGGAGAAGCUGGAGAGGAUGGGUCUAGUGCAAGAGACGCUUCGACAGGAGCUGCUGCAACAAGUGCUGCAGCUCCAGGUGCAGGAGGAGGGACGUAACCUGCAGCUGCUCAGCAGAGGUACUUUUGGAAGGAUAUCUUAGCUGAGGAAAAAAGUGGAUACUGUAAAUCAUUGAAGCUCCAAUGUGAAUCAGACCCGUGGAUUAAACCCAUCCAUCUUACGAUGAUCUCCAGGAUAAUAUUGUUGGCUAACAUUGGCAGCUUUUUUUUUUUCCUUCAACAUCUACAUGAUGAACAGAAACUAUCUUUACAGACUGUAAACUGUGACGGAAAAGCAUCACGACAAUCUGAUUCAACAUUGUUCUCUGCUUAAUUAUUGUAUUCAUGUCAAACUGUUGUCUUUCAUGACUGUUUGAAACCUUUUUUUAUGUCAAAAUUUAAUUACUGAAUAAAAUCAUAAAAAGCG
Molecule: messenger RNA, 1342 nt
Organism: Fundulus heteroclitus (mummichog)
Lineage: Eukaryota; Metazoa; Chordata; Actinopteri; Cyprinodontiformes; Fundulidae
Gene: samd10a
Product: sterile alpha motif domain containing 10a
Exons: 5
Coding region: 492-1019 (175 amino acids)
Biological process (GO): cell surface receptor protein tyrosine kinase signaling pathway
Cellular component (GO): cytoplasmic side of plasma membrane
Molecular function (GO): protein binding
Source: RefSeq, a predicted model, not a curated record